Pseudonaja textilis is the source of this 2510-nucleotide messenger RNA. The record is from RefSeq and is a predicted model, not a curated record. NCBI's taxonomy places the organism in Eukaryota, Metazoa, Chordata, Lepidosauria, Squamata, Elapidae.
CGCGGAAGCUGCACCUAGCGGGCAUCGGCCAUGGCUGAGUGGACGCCUGCCCAGGCGUGGGAAUGGGAGGUGGAGCCUCAACACCUGGCACCCUUCCAGCCUCCUGCCCUCUUCGACCAAUCAGCUGAGCGAGAGAUCUACCCAGCGGCCGAGAUCUCCCUCUGGACGGUGGUGGCUGCCCUCCAAGCGGUGGAGAGGAAGGCGGACACCUCGGCCACUCGCCUGCUCAACCUCGAAAGCCGUACGGCCACGGCCGAGAAGAAGAUCUUCGAGUGCGAGAAAACGGAACUCGAACUCGGCAGCCACCUGGCGGCAUUGGGCACCCUGAUCCAGGAGUACCGGGCGCUCCAACGGCGCCUGGAGAACGUGGAGAACCUCCUGAAGAACCGCAAUUUCUGGAUUCUCAGGCUCCCCCUCGGCCCGAAAGGGGAGAUCCCCAAGGUCCCCGUGACGUUCGACGAGGAGCAAGCGGUGAAUUUCUCCACGCCCGAAUGGGCCAAACUGGAGGACUGGCAGAAGGACCUUUACCGGAACAUCACGAGAGGAAGCUACGAGCCGCUGGUCUCUCUUGACUCUGCCAUCGCCAAGGCUGAUGUCCUUGCCCCCCAGGUGGGUCCGGGGUCAGUGCCCCACGUUGUGGAUCAGCCCUCGGCGGGGGGAAAGGGACUCCCCCCGACACCCAAACUAGCAGAACCGUUGACUUCCAAAGACGACCUCUUGUCCUGGAUUAAGCAGGAGGAACCUCCCGGCCCCAGGAAGUGGAAUCUGGAGAGAGAGUUCCCUGCCACUCUCGGUUACGACGAGAGCGCCAGAGUCAAAAGCGAGGAAGAGAAGCUCCAAGCAAGUUUGAAACAAGCCUUGCCUGCCCGGCUCCCUGGAGCACUCAGUGACGAGGUCUUCCAGGCCCCCAGGUGCUGCCAGAGGCAAAGCUGCCCUCAGGGCCAACCUCCUCCCCCUCCCCAAAAGCCACCAGAGGAGCCACCCCACCCCAGUGAGAGAACCUGCCCCCAACCCGAGGCCCCUCCGCCAGCAGCCUGCUUGAAGGAAGGCCAGCUGAGAUGCUUCAAGGGUCUGGAUGAGCUUUCCUUGCCUCCAAGGAUCCCCGUGGGAGAGGAAGUGUACGGGGGAGGGGUCAGGCCAGGGACCGAGCCCAGUGCCCCCCAGGUCCCGGAGCCCUACCUGUGCCCGGAGAAUAACAACAGCUUCGGCGACGUGGCCGCCUCCGAAACAGCCGGCCGGCCGCACGCCUGCUCCCUCUGCCCAAAGAGUUUCCGGCUCAAGACCAGCCUGCUGAUCCACCAGAAGACCCAUGCCAUGGGGAAGAGCGACAGCCCCUUUGUGUGCCCCGAGUGUGGCUGCGGUUUCAGCCACCAGGCUCAGCUGACUCGGCACCAGGCCAUCCACGCUGACCGGCCGCACCAGUGCUCGGAGUGCCACAAAGCCUUCAAACGCAAGUCCAGCCUGGUGGUUCACCAGAAGACGCACCGUGAGCGGCCGCGCCCCUUCCAGUGUCCCCAGUGCAACAAGACCUUCAUCAGGAAACAGCACCUGGACGACCACACCCGCACCCACACGGGGGAAAAGCCCUACCAGUGUCCCGAGUGCGAGAAGCGCUUCGCAGAGAAAUCCAAGCUCACCAACCACUACCGGAUCCACACUGGGGAGCGGCCCUACCGCUGCGGGCAGUGCGACAAGCGCUUCGUACGCGCCCACCACCUGGUCAAGCACCAAAGCAGCGUCCAUCAAGCCGGGGCUAAGCUGUACUCCUGUCGCGAGUGUGGGCAGAGUUUCAGCCAUUCCCAGGCCUUCCUCAGCCACCAGGCCAGCCACGCCAACGGCGAGAGGCGCCACCGCUGCACCGAGUGCCUCAAGACCUUCGCCCGCCGGAAGUACCUGCUGGAACAUCAGCGCAUGCAUACGGGGGAGAACCCGUACGCCUGCCCGCACUGCGGCAAGCACUUCCGAUACAAGCAGUCCCUAAAGCAGCAUCUGCGCAUGCACCGGGAGCAGCUGCCCCCACCGCCUGGGCCCGCUGUGCCAGCCAGCCUGCCAGUCACCCACCCGCUAGAGAGAAACUCUCUCUUUGAGGCCAACCCUCCCAUCGGGACCUGAAGCUGGACCCCAAGUGGUCUUUUGUGCCAAAUGAACCGCUGGGCUAGAAUUGGCCCGCUGGUGGGCCAGCUGAGAUCCUCACCACCUUCCGUGGGGCAGCCCCAGCGCUUCUUCCCUCCCCAUGGAGAGGCCUCCUCCUUGCUUGCCUGAUCCAGGACCGUGGGGGCCCUGUGGAAUGAGCCCAGCUCCCAGCAUUCGAAACACGCCAGCUGUCCUGAACCAUUUCUUCGAUGGAGAGACGGCUGUCGAAAGACGCUCCUUGUGCUGCAUUGCACUGCGAGUCCUGGCUGAACCGGGUUGGGGGGGGAAGAAUCACGCCCAAAAUGUGGUGUCCACUUACCCUCUUGGCUCCAUUACCUGGUCUAGCACCGAAGGCCGGCCUGAUGGAGCCAAAAGGA